CCACCCUCCUGACCCGGUCUGUCUGUCGGUGGUGACCCUAGAAACUAGAAUGAACCGAAGCAUUCCUGUGGAGGUUGAUGAAUCAGAACCAUACCCAAGCCAGUUGCUGAAAGCAAUCCCAGAAUAUUCCUUGGAACAGGACUCAGAACCACCUGCUCCAAAUAUAAGGAACAUGGCACCCACCAGCUUGUCUGCCCUCCAAACCCCUUACUGUUCCUCAGGAGACUUUACUUGGGCUCACCCACCCCUGAAACUUGCAAAUCACCAGUGGCCUGUGUCUGAGCAGGCCACCUGCCUGCGCAAUAAAGUCCUGGAGGAGAGUGAAGACAGCUUCUGUAGGAGACACCCAGACCCGGGCAAAGAUUUUCCCUUGGGCCCCUCUGCAGCCAGUGAGCCUGAGUCUGAGUCUGUGGUUGGACCCCUCCUCCCAGAGCAUCAGUUUUCAUUUACGGAAAAACGUAAUCAAUGGCUGGGAUCUCAGCUUUCAGCAGCUUCUCCUGACACUGGCCAUAACUCAGACAAAUCAGACCAAAGUUCGCCUAAUGCCUCCGCGGACUCCUCAGGCAGUAGCCAAGAGACGUUGCAAAGACCCCGGCCCCACAGGAACCCAGGAGCCCCAGAUCUGCCUACUAUAGACACUGGGUAUGACUCUCAGCCCCAGGAUGUCCUGGGCAUCAGGCAGCUGGAAAGACCUCUGCCCCUCACCUCCGUGUGUUACCCCCAGGACCUCCCCAGACCUCUCAGAUCCAGAGAGUUCCAUCAGUUUGAACCUCAGAGGUAUCCAGCGUGUGCACAGAUGCUGCCUCCCAACCCUUCCCCACAUGCUCAGUGGAACUAUUAUUACCAUUGUCCUGGGGGUCCCGACCACCAGGUGCCAUAUGGCCACGACUACCCUCGAGCAGCCUACCAGCAAGUGAUCCAGCCGGCUGUACCUGGGCAGCCCCUACCUGGAGCCACCAUGAGAGGCCUUCAUCCUGUGCAGAAGGUCAUCCUGAAUUAUCCCAGCCCUCGGGACCAAGAAGAGAGGCCAGCACAAAGGGACUACUCCUCCCCAGGGCCCCCGAGGGACCAAUUGUAUAACCAGACACCUAAGAGAGCUGGAGCUCUUGAGGAGUCCUUGGAGCGUCCUGCAGAUUUGAGACCGCAGGGUCCCCAGGCUCCAUCUCCAGCUGGUAUCCCUAGACCCUCCAGUAUCCCUCCAGUCAGAGGAACUCUGAAAACAAGCAAUUUGCCAGAAGAAUUGCGGAAAGUCUUUAUUACGUAUUCUCUGGACACAGCCACGGAGGUGGUGAAAUUCGUGAAUUUUUUGUUGGUAAAUGGCUUUCAAACUGCAAUUGACAUAUUUGAGGAUAGAAUCCGUGGCAUUGAUAUCAUUAAAUGGAUGGAGCGCUACCUUAGGGAUAAGACAGUGAUGAUAAUCAUAGCAAUCAGCCCCAAAUACAAACAGGAUGUGGAAGGUGCUGAGUCGCAGCUGGACGAUGAUGAGCAUGGCUUACAUACUAAAUACAUCCAUCGAAUGAUGCAGAUUGAGUUCAUAAAACAAGGAAGCAUGAAUUUCAGAUUCAUCCCUGUGCUCUUUCCAAAUGCUAAGAAGGAACAUGUGCCCACCUGGCUUCAGAACACUCAUGUCUACAGCUGGCCCAAGAAUAAGAAAAACAUCCUGCUGCGGCUGCUGAGAGAAGAAGAGUAUGUGGCUCCUCCCCGGGGGCCUCUGCCCACCCUUCAGGUGGUACCUUUGUGACACUUCCAGCCCUAGAUCACUGGGGCCCUGGUCUCACAAUGUUCCUCUGGCAGAGGCUGAUGGGUAGCACUCAUGACUAUUUGUUUCUCAGUCCCUCUGUGAGGGGGCUACACCCCUCGAAAACCUGUUAUGCAAAGUACUCUUUCUCCUGAGACUUCUACAGAGCCUGUUUUUGAAGUGGAGGUAGUGGCUGCCUUGCACUCCCUGCUGCUGAGACUCACUUCAGGAGCUGAUGUCCAGUGUGUUCCUCCUAACAGUCUGUAGUGUCCAUUCCAGGCCUCUCCAUGCUUAGCAAAUAGAUAAUAUAAAUGAUGUUGCAAUAAAUGUAAAGGAGCACAAACACUCUCCUGUCACUUAAGGCUAGUUUUAUGAGUUAGCCAGAUACUUGGGUGUCCGUAGACCAAACGGAUUUGUGUACAAAUAAAAUGUUUACUUUUUUGUAAGAUUGUGUUUCACUUAUCUCAAAGGAGAUAGAUAUUAAUUUAUAAUGAUACGGGCAGUUACUUCCAGAGACAUUAACAAAGCUGCUUACGGGUAAUACUAGAUAAAUGUAACAGACUACUGUGUAUUAAAAGAUUAAAAUCAGAUAGUUAAACAACCCUUUUAACAUAAUCUCAAAAGCUUUAUUCUUGCAGUAGAGCUUUUUAACAAAACAACUUUGUACAGCACACAACCAUGAUUCUAAAUAGGAUGAUCAUAGUUCUUAGGAUCUGAGUAUACGUGUGAAAAUGUUUGUGUGUACAUAUGUAGUGACAGAGGGUAUAUGAUGCAGGCUAGAAUUGUGGUUUGGGAGAUCUAGUCUUGGGCCUACUACUAACUAGCUGUGUGACUGUCAGCAAAUUCUUUCACUUUUGUGACUCGGGUACUCAUUUAUAAAAUGACACAGACAAAAGUGUCCCUAACGACCCUAAGAGGUUUAAGGUAUAGGACCUAAAUUCUAAAUACUCUUUUCAGGAUUGUUGAGUUUUCAUUUUCAUAAUUAUAGCUCCAGGAGAUAAAAUUACAUUGUUCUUAACAGGGACAUUUUAUUCUUUUUAAAAAAAAAAUCUUUAAUAACUCUCUCAGAUUAAUAAUUUUGGAAAAUAUAUUUUAUAUCUAUCUUUCUCAUCUGAUCUCAAAAAAAAUACCCACACUCAUAUAAAAUAUGUACGUAUGUAUACAAAAUAUGCAUAAACUAUAGAACAAGGUGGGAUGCCUUUCAUUGAAGCCCAAGAUGGUAGUCCACUAUGAAGACUUUUUGGAGGUGAAAGCUACUGCUUCCCCUUAUCUGUCCACCUAACUAACCUUUUAAACAAGGCUCAACUGUGCUAUGAGAUAGUUCAACCCUUACAUGCCACUAUAGGGAAAAGACAAAUACUUAUGAACUAUGGAUAAGAAACUUCGCCAAUAAUUAUAAAGAACACUAGUUUCAUUUACUUCAUAGCCUCGAUGUCUACUGGGUAAGGUGAAUGUCUUUGUUUUUAAAAAAUAAGAAAAGAAAAGGCAAGCUAGCACACCUUAAGCAGUCAUUUAUGAGACUAUGACAAGUACCUUUAUCUCUAUAGUAUUGAGAACUGGUAGAACUGACUUUCUUGUUUGAUUAACUUGAAAUGCCUGGUAAACACCGUAAAUGCAAAUUUCAAGUCUUUUUUUCUUUCUUUUUAUUAUUUUUUUGGAUCUGAGAUAACACCAUCAUUAAGGAUUCAACACACAGUUGUAAAUAAAAUGACAUUAGCAAUUAUUACUCAAAAAUGUUUCUGGCUUACAAAGGUUUCAGUCCUCAAACACUCAUUACUUUCACUCUUCCUACCCCAGGUGAAUGAUGAGAGAAGGUCCCUGGUGUUCCACAAAUAGUCAUCAAAAUUUUAUAGCUGGUGGUACUGGUAGAAAAAAGCAAAAAAACCCUACACACACAACCACCUGGCCAAGUGAUGAAAGUUUAGCUCCUGAAGUUUCUAUGAAAUCUGAUGACCAAGAACGUAAAGGAAUUUUAACAGCUAUUUUAAAGCACUGACACUAAGAUUAACACUUGGUUUAUCUGGACGUUAUCUUGGUCCCCAUGA
Messenger RNA from Trichechus manatus latirostris (Florida manatee), 3783 nucleotides. It is a transcript of the gene TRAF3IP2, whose product is annotated as TRAF3 interacting protein 2. Bases 50 to 1741 code for a protein of 563 amino acids. The transcript has 9 exons. NCBI's taxonomy places the organism in Eukaryota, Metazoa, Chordata, Mammalia, Sirenia, Trichechidae. Gene Ontology annotation, biological process: humoral immune response; positive regulation of canonical NF-kappaB signal transduction. The record is from RefSeq and is a predicted model, not a curated record.